UGUUAAAUAAUCGUAACGACUAAACUAAAUCAGUUUUUUAACCCUCCUCGUGGAAAGCGGACGUGUUUUUAGUGUGUAUACUGUUAUUUAUGUAUCCUAAAAAUGUCUAGGGGCUUACGGUGUCUGAAUUUGUGUAUUAAAAGUAAAGAAGCUGUUGAAACCCUGAAAUUGCGACUCACACACGAAGAGUUUUCCGAAGGAACAACAAUGUCUCAAAAGGUACGUUAUUUUUAAAUUAAAUUCGCGUAAUAAUGAUAAACUAGAAAAAUUAAUUAACUAAAUUAAUGUUGUAUAAUUAACAAACGGUGCCAUUUUAUUAUUGUAAAUAAUUAAAAAUUUUUAGACGUUGGCGGUACUCCCACAAAUAAAGGGAGACGAAUCUAAAGAUGCUCCAUACCCCAUGACUAUUCUUGACAAUGUUAAUGACAAUGCUUUUUUUGAGCAAAAUCCAGAAUUAUCUUUCAACCCAAGCCUCAUCAAAAAAUUAUUGUUAAUAAAUUAGCGGGACAUGAAGCUACGGUACAUUCACAAACAAACGGAGACGAACCUAAAAAUGAUCCAGAAACAAUUAUGACCUACACUAUUCUCGAAAAUGUUAUUGACAGUGUUAUUUUUGAGGUAACUAUGAGAACUCCACUCUAACAGGACGUAUGCAAAAUCUAACAAACAUUGACCAUUUUUUAGCAAAAUCCAGAGUUAUAUCUCUGCAACCCAAAGGUGAUCAAGAAGUUAUUAUCAAUGAACCAUUAGCAGGAGGAGCGGCUGAAACUACCGACCUUGUAAAAGACAACAUCCCUAUUAUUAUUAUACAACCAAAUGGAACAGUUGUUUCUAAUGAGGAAAAUAGUAUUGCCAUGAAUUCAUUCAGUGCUGCGGUAGCUGACCUCAAUCUUACUGGUGUAUCAGACCUUGACUUCCUGAUGAACGAAAGUGUUCUGGAACCAUCUUGCAAUGAAACAAUAAGUGCUGAAAUUAUGACGUUUCCAUUUGAUAAUAAUAGUUCAAGUAUAGAAAGUUAUGAUCCCCAGUCUAAGCAGACAGUGACAACUCUUCAGAACAAUAAAUCCACAGAUGAUAAACAAGCAAUGGCUAUGAAUAUUGACAGAGAAGAUAAUGAUAAUAAUGAAGAAGACAUUAGUUCAGAAGAUCAAAGCAGUGAUCGGGCUAGCACUGGUUUGUCCAAACAUAAAAUCAAAAAACCAAAUAAAAGGCUAGAAAAAAAGAAACUGAAGAGUUCUGGUGUAAAUAAAGCAGUAAAGCCGAAUCCAUGUGCUAAGAAAAAAUGUCAAAAUAAUUGUAAAUCAGUAAGUGAAACUGACAGAAAGCAAAUAUUUAAUGCCUAUUAUGAACUUGAGACCUAUGAAGAAAAGAAAAGUUGGCUAAUUCAAUGUAUAAAGCAAAAAGAAAUAAGAAGAAAACGUACCAAGAAUAAUAAUUCCAAGCGACAAAAAACUAUAUAAUAUAACUUAACAGUACAAGGAAAACAAAAAAGAGUUUGUCAGCAGUUCAUACUAAAAACCAUGGAUAUCAGUCAAAUGUCUUUGCGACAAACCAUAAACAAUGUUUCUAAGACAGGAAUGAUUAAAAAAGACUCGCGAGGUCGCUGUGCACCUAAAAAUAAGACAUCUGAGCAAUCUAUUAAACAUGUCAAUGAUUUUAUUAAUAAAAUACCAGUGGUGCCAUCCCAUUAUUGCCGCUCCCAAACAAAGAAACUUUACGUGCUUUCUGAAAUUGGAAAUUUUUCAAAUCUAUACAGAUUGUAUAAGGAAGAUUGUAAAAUGCAAAAAUGGAUCCAGUGAGCAGAGCAACGUUUUUAAGGAUUUUUAAAGGUUAAAAUCUAGGCAUUUAUGUAAAAAAAAAGAUAAAUGCAGUCUUGUGAUAGGGGCCUAAGUACAGGCGAAAAAAAUGUAGAAGCAGCAGAUUUAUAAAACUAUCUGCGUCAUAGAGAAGAGAUAAAAAACAGUUGUGAUAAAUUUAAAAAAGAUCAAGAAAAUUGCGAUCCAAAUUUCAUGUGUGCAUCUUUUGAUCUACAGAAGGUGUUAACUACGCCACACGGAAACCGUAUACUUUUAUAUUAUGCUCGUAAAUUAGCUGUUUACAAUUUCACGGUAUAUGAAAGUAUAACAAAAAACGGUUUUUGUUUCCUGUGGAACGAGACUUUGGGAAAAAAAUUUUCAAACAAAGUUUGCACUGCCCUACAAAAAUACCUUGAACUUUUAGAUCAACGUAUUUCUCCUAAAAUAUCCGAACUUUCCCUGUACUGCGAUAAUUGCAGUGGACAAAAUAAAAACAAACAAGUUUUGGCAAUGAUUAACACAUUUCUUAAAACAUCUAUUCACAUAAAAAAAAUCACAUUAAACUAUCUAAUUGCCGGCCAUACAUACACGCCUGUUGAUUAUAUGCAUUCUACUAUAGAAUCAUUUAUAUCAAAAAGAAACAUUUACGCACCUUCAAUGUAGAAAUCUGCUAUAAGGCUUGCAAGGCACACACCCGGACCAUAUUUCAUCAAUUUAUUAAACUAUGAUAAUUUUCUGAACUAUUCAACCAAUGCAAAAGGGGUUUCUAAUUUUUUCCCAGUAUGUUGAAGACACAGAAACUACUGAACAACCUGAAUCAAUUUUAAAGAAAAAACGAAUUAAAACUAGAAGCAAAAAACCUAAAUUAGUCAAAGGUAAGCCCCUACAAAUUUCCAAAAUUCGGGUAGUAAAAAUGGAAGCAGAAAACCAAAAAUACAUGACAGUUCAGUAUAGUUAUUUGCAAGGGUUAGCCAAUGAACAGCACUUUACUAUUAAAAAUGACGGAAAGCCCCUUAAUAAAUGCUACACUUCCCUACUGCCGAUAUCGGCGGCUAAAUACAAAGAUCUCAGCAAAUUAUGUUUGCAGUCAGCUAUUCCUAUUAUCGCGAAUUCAUUAGUCUGCCACAUUCGCAGGACAUUAUAGAUGUAU
Molecule: messenger RNA, 2946 nt
Organism: Anthonomus grandis grandis
Lineage: Eukaryota; Metazoa; Arthropoda; Insecta; Coleoptera; Curculionidae
Product: probable WRKY transcription factor protein 1
Exons: 4
Coding region: 651-1460 (269 amino acids)
Source: RefSeq, a predicted model, not a curated record